Molecule: messenger RNA, 1181 nt
Organism: Vitrella brassicaformis
Lineage: Eukaryota; Vitrellaceae
Source: the annotation of a GenBank genome assembly
AUGAAGACAGUCGAGGUCGAUCGCGUCCGGACGGCUCAUCAGAACGCCGACGACGGACUGCGAGGGUACAAGCAAGAGCUAUUCAGCCGUGACAUCGCUAAUCCGGUGGACAUGGGCCAUCUACUGCGUUCUCUGGAGUCAGAGAUGGAGCGCGUGAUGCCGUCAGAGGAGCUGGAGAUCCUCAGAGAGGCUUAUCGACUGUACAACCAAAGCAUCCUCUACUCCAAUGCAUCUAGUGGAUUUGAGGCCAUUCCGUUGACAGGUCCGCAUAAUUCAUCACGACACACAGAAGACACACAGUAACGAAACAUGAGUAUUUGUCCGUAUGUCGUUUCAUCAGGAGUGCAUGUCGAUCUGCCUCGGAAGCCAGGGCAUCAUCGGUGGCUCACAGCGAUGGGUUCGCCCGCGCUGCCUGCAAGUUGUGAGCUGCAGGUCAAUAACGCCACGAUAUGGGGAGCGACGAUCCAACAAGAUGAGUACUGGCAGGAGUUCGGCACGCCGAGGGACUUGAUGGUUUUCCUCGAACCCAUCUACGACAUCAAGCGCACUGUGUGUCGUGCGGGGCAGAGUCAAGAAGACAGCGAUGUGCCCUUUCGAUUUAUCAACUCUACUCUUUACCUGAUGACCAACGCCACUGUGAAGGAAGACUCGACCACCGCAGAGGCGUUGACGUCUUCAGAAGACAAGCCCUCGCUACUCUACAAAAUCGAAGUUAGAAACACAUCUGACGGAGUUGCUUCCUACACGGUGGGGCGAAGAGCAAGAGAGCGAAUCAUAAUGACUGCAUGAGUGCAUCCUUCAUUGCGUUCAGGCCCUGAAGGCCAUGGUGACUAAACCCGAAUCCGACAGUACCACGUCCCGCCGGGCCUUUGUGGUGACUACAGAAGAGCCACCAGAUAAGGAAGAACGGCGAGAAGCGGGCAUCCGAUCGAUCACGUGACGGCCGACUGGCAGGGCGAGGGCUGGAUCCUCUAUCAACGCAUCUGGGGAGGUAUCGAUGGCAAUUUGACACGGUCCAAAUGCAACGUCCCCUCGUGGAUCAGAGAAUGCCCUGAGGGUUUCAGCAAUGCCGACAGGAGCAACCGGACAUUCAACCGCCAGUGUGUAUGGCUGAGUGCGCUGGUGCCUCCUCGCAGGAAUGGAGCUACCCGGCGAGUCCUGCCUUAGGGUUUAGGGUUUAG